Cordyceps militaris CM01 is the source of this 2301-nucleotide messenger RNA. RefSeq names its product serine/threonine protein kinase, putative. The record is from RefSeq and is a predicted model, not a curated record. Gene Ontology annotation, molecular function: protein serine/threonine kinase activity; ATP binding. Bases 1 to 2301 code for a protein of 766 amino acids. Gene Ontology annotation, biological process: intracellular signal transduction; peptidyl-serine phosphorylation. NCBI's taxonomy places the organism in Eukaryota, Fungi, Ascomycota, Sordariomycetes, Hypocreales, Cordycipitaceae. The transcript has 2 exons.
AUGAACGGGGACCUGAGUCUCUCCCAGGCUCUUGGUGGUCUCCGGAUAGCCAAUCCUGACGAUGCGACGCAAGACCACCCCCCAAACCACGCUGAAGGAACCUCUCACACCCCUACAACACACGAUAUCACGCUCACAGAUUACGAAGCUGCCUCUGCCGGGGACCCGACCAAUGCCCCCCACAGUGUCAAAAUGGAAAAGUACCCGAACCCAACCGAAACACAGCCUCCUGUGUGUACACAUCCACCCAUAGAUACACCAACCGACCUGUCCGCGCUGCUCUCCAUGCCAGCACAGAGCCAGGUUACUAACGAAGCCUGCCAUGGCGAGUCGCCAUUGCAACAACAAUCGAACCGACUCCUGGCUCUCGCCACAGGCACCGCAAACGAACCUACGCCACGUCGGAAACUAUCGAGAGGAAGAGCCGAUGACUAUAUGCACAAUGAAAUGAGCCAACCACCUGCCUAUGUUGGAACUAUACCGGGCCAGACGAGUGCAGAAGACUGGAAAGAUCGUGGUGCUGCGGUGGGCAUUAGGAGAGAAGUCGACGCCAACGGCAGGUCGAUAGUACGACAAGUCAAAAAGGGUGUUCGAGACUUCUCCUUCGGCCGGAUACUCGGCGAAGGCUCUUACAGCACAGUAUACCUGGCAACCGACAGACAGACGCUCAAGGAAUACGCAAUCAAAGUUCUUGAAAAAAGGCAUAUCAUCAAGGAGAAAAAGAUCAAAUAUGUCAACAUCGAAAAAAACACGCUCAACCGACUUACCGAGCACCCCGGCAUCGUCAGGCUCUACUAUACAUUCCAAGAUGAAGCGUCACUUUACUACGUUCUGGACCUCUGCAGCGGCGGCGAGCUUCUGGGUGUGCUGAAGAAGACGGGGACCUUUGAUGUCGAAUGUGUGAGAUUCUACGGAGCUCAAAUUCUGGAUGCAAUCGACUACAUGCAUUCCCGAGGAGUCAUUCAUCGUGAUUUGAAACCGGAGAAUGUCCUCCUGGACAACCAAAUGCAUGUGAAGAUCACCGACUUUGGCACCGCAAAGCUACUGAGAGACCCAAGAGACCCGCAAAGUGUAACUGCUAGUAACGCCACUGCGACUGAGCAAGAUGAGGAGAGAGCUGCGUCCUUUGUUGGUACUGCGGAGUAUGUUAGCCCUGAACUUCUGACACACAAGACCGCUUCCAAAGCAAGUGAUCUCUGGGCUUUUGGAUGCAUUAUUUUCCAAUUACUCGUCGGAAGACCACCCUUCAAAGCCGGGAGCGAGUACCUCACCUUUCAAAAGAUCGUCAAUCUCGAAUACGAAUUCCCCUCUGGCUUCCCUCCAGCCGCAAGCGACCUUGUUGAGCGUUGCUUGGUCCUUGACCCCACUAGAAGGUUGACUAUCGAGCAUAUCAAGAACCAUGAAUUCUUCGAAGGGCAGCAGUUUGGAAGAGGACUAUGGAAGACCAAGGCACCCCGGCUUCGGCCGUAUACCUCCCAACCCCAAGAGCCAACUAUUAUCCAGCUGAAUGGAUUUCCAUCCAACACUGCCCCCGAUACUGGCCAAACCCGACAGCAAAGCAGUCAAAAACCAACUCCACGUCCCGGACGAAUCAUCACGGAGCUCCCACCUCCUACCCAGCUCGACAUUGAAUGGUCACCCGUUCUCACGAAAGACAACGAACGCAUUUUGAAGCUGGCUGACUUGAUGGUCAUCUCAAGUCCGCUACAGAACGGUGCCAAUGGCAAGGGCGCCGAUGAAGGCCACAAAAAGCUCUCUCGCUUCUUUGGUGGAAGUACAACGAAGAAACGGCAGAGACUCGUCAUGGUCACCUCAAGUGGACGAAUUGUUCUCGCCCCUGCUGGGGGGGAAGAGAAGCGAUCCAAACAGGAGCUUUCACUUCUCGCUCCAGACAGUUCGUGGCACACCCAGAAUGAUGCUAAAGGCCAACUGGUCUGGUGUGUGGACGUGGGUGGCAACCGGUAUACAUUCGAAGAAAACAAAGGUUCAGCACCUCCAGAGAGUGGCACGCCAUACGCAGAAGAAUGGAUCAGUAGCCUUGAUCGGGCACGCGAUCUGGCCAAUUCUCAGAAUCUCGUGGCACAAGGCGCUGAAAAUGGAUUUUCCGAAAUGCCCUCCAAUGUGCCUAGUCCGUCUAGCACUAUCGGUGGUGGAGGCAAUGUACCCGAUUCAUACAGCAUCAAUGAGCGAUCAUCACGCGCGCAGCUCAACAAAGGUCAAGGUGGCCCUGAUGAAUCUACUCCCAAGAGAAACCGUUUUAGUAAACGACAGUCGCGCAACGGCCUUGGUGCUGCCUUCUAA